Molecule: messenger RNA, 1002 nt
Organism: Ixodes scapularis (black-legged tick)
Lineage: Eukaryota; Metazoa; Arthropoda; Arachnida; Ixodida; Ixodidae
Product: MFS-type transporter SLC18B1-like
Exons: 11
Coding region: 1-1002 (333 amino acids)
Biological process (GO): transmembrane transport
Molecular function (GO): transmembrane transporter activity
Source: RefSeq, a predicted model, not a curated record
AUGUGUAUGGGAAGUGCGUACUGGAGUUCUAACGGGACCACCUUCUUUUGGAUAUGUAUUGUGUUGUCCGCUGCCGGAAGUUUCACGGAAGCAAUAUUUACGGUUAUGUUGUACGCCGACAUCACCAAUCGUUUCAAGAAGGAAAGUGGCUUGAUGAUUUCAUUACUGCAAUUAUUGGAUCAUUGCGGAAACCUGGUUGGCGUCAGCCUAGGCGGAAUUUUGGUUGACUUUUGGUCCUACCCAAUGCCAUUUUACGUCUUUGGGGCUGCCCUCACACUUUCAUCUCCUUUCAUCGUGAAAUUUCUACCUAAAGGUAACAAUAUGAAUGAUGCAAGUUCCCCAAGUAUAGAGGAAGAAAAAUCCAGCACAAUCCUUUGGAAACUUUUGUGUGACCCUUUAUUCCUUGUAGACAUGGUGACGAUCACGAUGUAUUGGUCAAUUACCGGUUUCAACUCAACAACACUGGAGCCCAGUCUUCGACUGUUCCACUACAGCAAUAGCAAAGUUGGCAAUGUCUUCGCUCUUCAGUUUUUAUCUUCUAUAAUUGGAAAUAUCAUUGCCGGUGCCUUCUGCCACUUUAAGAUGGAGGCAUUCUAUGGCUUCAUUGGACAAAUCUUUGCCACGCUUGCUUUUCUAAUUCUGGGACCCGCGCCAUUUAUUCCUUACGAACGAGCUCUGUGGAUGAUCUACCUGGCGCAAAUCUUCACUGGACUCGCCACAUCGGCGAUGUUUGCUUGCGCAUACAGUCAAGCACUGAGGGUUGCAAAGUGGCGUGGCUACUCUGACAACAUUCAAACAAACGGUUUUGUGUCCAUUAGCGUCCAAGCAAGCAUGGUCAUUGGCGGCUUAAUUACACCACCCUUGGCCGGUUACGUCGUCCAGGAAAUUGGAUACAGAAAUGGAACCGCGAUCAUGUUCGUACUGUACGCCGCGUGGAUACCUGUGACAUUUGGGCUGUGGAUGCACUCUCUAUUCUCGCUUGAAUCAUCUGGAGAGUUUUAA